Messenger RNA from Arabidopsis thaliana (thale cress), 2121 nucleotides. Its product is annotated as Pyridoxal-5'-phosphate-dependent enzyme family protein. The record is from RefSeq and is marked reviewed. NCBI's taxonomy places the organism in Eukaryota, Viridiplantae, Streptophyta, Magnoliopsida, Brassicales, Brassicaceae. Gene Ontology annotation, biological process: L-tryptophan biosynthetic process. Gene Ontology annotation, molecular function: tryptophan synthase activity. Bases 57 to 1370 code for a protein of 437 amino acids. The transcript is spliced from 5 exons.
AAGAAAAUCUCAAAUAGAUAUAACAAGUAUUCUGGAAGAAAGAAAAGAGAGAGAAAAUGUCGUCCAGUAAAAUCCAGGUACGAGGGCAGCCACUUCUUAGGGUUCCGGCAAGAAACCACCGUAUGACACACUUGGUUGUUUGCGGCGUUUCCACAAAACGCCACCACCGUGAAAUCAAUGCACUCAGCAGUAAUAGUGGUCCAUCGUUGGAUUCGGUCCCAACAAGAACCGACAAGAGGCAGUUUCUUCGUGGUGACGGUAACGGUAAAUUCGGGAGGUUCGGUGGGAAGUUUGUACCGGAGACAUUGAUGUCUCGCCUGAUAGAACUUGAAGACGAAUUUAACUUUGUUAGGUGCGAUCACGAAUUUCAGGAGGAGCUUACCACAGCGUUAAGAGACUACGUAGGAAGAGAAACGCCUCUCUACUUCGCCGAACGUCUAACCGAACACUACAAGAACAUAGUUCCAACCAUCGAAGGUGGACCAGAGAUAUACUUGAAACGGGAAGAUCUUAGCCACUGUGGGUCUCACAAAAUCAAUAAUGCUCUCGCUCAGGCCAUGAUUUCCCGGCGGCUUGGUUGCAGCCGUGUGGUGGCGGCCACUGGAGCCGGACAACAUGGAGUCGCCACAGCGGCUGCAUGUGCAAAGCUCUCCUUGGAGUGUACUGUUUUCAUGGGAGCUGCUGAUAUAGAGAAACAAUCCUUUAAUGUACUUUCCAUGAAACUCCUUGGUGCUCAGGUUAUAUCAGUGGAAGGAACAUUCAAAGAUGCAAGUUCAGAAGCUAUACGAAACUGGGUCGAAAACCUAUAUACCACAUACUACUUAUCGGGUACGGUCGUAGGACCGCAUCCGUGUCCGAUAAUAGUACGUGAGUUUCAAUCUGUGAUCGGGAAAGAGACAAGAAGGCAAGCCAAGCAACUAUGGGGUGGUAAGCCUGAUGUGUUGGUGGCCUGUGUGGGAAGUGGCUCAAACGCAUUGGGUUUGUUCCAUGAGUUUGUUGGGGAUGAGGAUGUGCGGUUAGUCGGUGUCGAGGCUGCGGGGCUUGGUCUGGAUUCGGGGAAACAUUCAGCUACUUUGGCCUUUGGAGAUGUUGGUGUAUACCAUGGUUCCAUGAGCUAUUUAUUGCAAGAUGAUCAAGGACAGAUACUUAAACCACACUCCGUAGGUGUUGGGUUAGAGUAUCCCGGAGUUGGACCGGAGAUUAGUUUCAUGAAAGAAACUGGCAGAGCGGAGUUCUAUACAGCAACAGACGAAGAAGCAAUUCAAGGUACGUACCUCAUAGUUAGGCAUGAGCAAAAUUUAAUCAUAACCGGACCGUUUUUAAACAGUAAUUGGACUGUAACCGUAACCAUUAACCGUAAAAUAGAUUAAUUAAAAAAUAUAUUAAUCGUAACCGUCAAUUAACCGUAACCGUAUCAAAACUGUAGUAACCGUACAGUCAACCGUGUGUUAACUGUAUAGUUAAAACCUUAAAACUACAAUUUUAUUUAUUUGUAAUGCAAAAAAAAAUGUCGAAUGUUCGGAUAAAGAUUUUUUAAAAAGAGUAAUAUCGUAUAGGAAAAAAUAUACAACAUAUUUUUUAUCUUAUUAAAAAGUCAGAAAAUACGUAAGAUUUUGCAUCUGGUAUCAUGUAUAUUGUAAUCAUCAAUAAUCAAAAGGGUAUUUAACUGUAACUAUUGUUACUGUAACCAUAUUCAAUUGUAACCUUAUCUAAUCAUAACCAUCUUAACUCUAUAUAUAAUGGUUAGAUUACGGCAGAGUUGACCCUGAGCACAGCCAAUUGAAACAAUUGAUCGUGCAUGCGAUUAAGCAGAUUGGAGGGAAUAAUACCGGCAUUAGAAGCGUCUCACGCGCUCGCGUUCCUCGACAAACUCGUGCCUACUCUUCGUGAUGGAGCCAAGGUGGUAGUGAACUGCAGUGGCCGUGGUGACAAAGAUUUAGAUACUCUCAUCCAACGAGGCAUGCCUUCUUCUUUUUGUUGACUCACCAAGAUGCCACAUUACACUUAACUCUUUUAGAAAACGUAUGGUCCAAUCACAACCAUCAUUAUAGAUGAAAUACUAAUAUAUCAAUCAUUAUUUAAUUUUUCGAUUUACUAAUCACCCUAAAUUUCCCAUCCCCC